UCAUUGUCGCCUCCGGCAUAAAUCAUCCCACUGCUAUUGCCCACCUUCCCUGUACUCGGGCGAGACCUGCCUGGUCGGAUCUCCGAUGGAAGGAAACGGGCCGUCCGCCCGGCUCCGCCGAGGAAAAUCUUUCUCCGCCGAGCGCCUCCUUGGUGCAUUAUUGCCUCACGCUCCACCACUUAACCCCGCCGGAGCCAGCACUUCCUCCGCCGCGGCCGUCGGCGAUGAGCUCAACGAAGACGAUGUUUUCUUAACCGGUGACUUGACCGCCGAUAUCGCACAGCACAAUCACGAGCCAUCGUCGUCGACACCUCCGUCGUCCUCCUUCUCUUCCUAUCCACGGCAUCACCUCCGCAAGGCGUUGCCAGUCGGUCGGUCGGAAAGCUUCGGAGUCCUCGCGGCCCUGCCGGAGAACGAACCUCGCUCCGUUUUUAACCGCAAAGCGUCAAUCUCCUCCUCCUCGUCUUCUUCCGCUUCCUCCUCGGCUUCGUCCUCGAGAAUGAUGUCAAUCCCGACGGUUCCGAAGCCUCCACCGGAGCGCCUGUUGCCAGUUGCUUCGUCCAGUUAUGGCUCGAGGUAUCACCGAUCGGCGCCGGUGAAAGUGCCGGCGUUCCCAGCGUUGAUGUUGAGGAGAUGUCGCGAACUCGACGAAGUCGAUGAUGAUUAUGACGACGACGACGGAGAUGGACCGAUGUUGCCACCGCACGAGAUUGUGGCAAGGAGUUUGGCCCGGUCGCCGAUGAUUGCGUGCUCUGUGCUUGAAGGCGCUGGGAGGACACUCAAGGGGAGGGAUCUGAGGCAAGUUCGUAACGCCAUUUUUCGGCAAACAGGUUUUCUCGAUUGAUGAACAUGUAUAAAUGUACCCUUGAGGAAAUUGUUAUCAUCGAGGAAAUAAUUGUGGUUGAUUACUCUCCAAUUCUGACGAUCUAGUCAUUUGAAUCCAUUCGUUCUUUGGUUUA
This is a messenger RNA of Rhodamnia argentea, 959 nucleotides long. RefSeq lists its product as uncharacterized. Lineage: Eukaryota; Viridiplantae; Streptophyta; Magnoliopsida; Myrtales; Myrtaceae. Bases 86 to 844 code for a protein of 252 amino acids. The transcript has a single exon. The record is from RefSeq and is a predicted model, not a curated record.